UGCAGAAAAAAACAAAAGAGUGCUAACUACAAGGAAGUUCUCAUCCAUCAAAGUAAUCAACACUUACAUAAGUCUUCUCAUUUCAUACUGACAAGCACAGGACAAACGUGUGAAACCAGAGAUUUCAGCAGGAACAAUGGCACACAGCAUUGGUAACAGCAAGGACAUUUACGUUGGAACCAACAAAGGGAAGAUUGGCGCUGAUAAUGUCAUCAAUAUUAGCGGAAGAACAGGAUCCCAGCCAAAUACUGGCAACUCAUGUAACACGGGAGGUGGAAAUGGAUUCAACUCUGCAUCCACUGCCUCAGGGAAAACUGGCAAUGCGAGGGGAGAAAAAGCAGUCAAUAUUGGCAACACAAGUAACAUGACAGUUGGAGACAAUGCAGGAGACAUCGGUGCAAAGAACACCUGCAAUGUGAGCGGAGACAUUGGUGCAGGGAACAACUGCAAUGUAAUGGGAGGAGAUGGAGUCAAAAUAAGUAUUGGCAACAUGGGUAACAUGGUAGUUGGAGACAACGCAGGGGGCAUUGGUGUGGGGAACAACUGCAAUGUGAACACAGGAGGAAAAGGAGCUGAAAUUAAUAUUGGCAACGCAACAAAUGCAGGGAUUGGGUUUAACGCAGGAGGCUUUGGUGCAGGGAACAAUGUAAACAUUAACUAAUGAAAUCCCAGUCCAAAAGAUCAUGGACCGCCAACCAACCAAAAUAACACCCCAAAUGAAAACCAAAUCAAGAAUUCUUUAUAAACUGCUGUGUGCCUUCUAUUGUCCCA
This is a messenger RNA of Perca fluviatilis (European perch), 771 nucleotides long. RefSeq names its product N66 matrix protein-like. The record is from RefSeq and is a predicted model, not a curated record. Lineage: Eukaryota; Metazoa; Chordata; Actinopteri; Perciformes; Percidae. The coding region runs from base 137 to 661 and encodes 174 amino acids. The transcript is spliced from 8 exons.